UGGUAAAGAUUUGGAAGUUGUAUCUACCAAAGGAGCAUCUGAGAGACCAGGUGAUGGCAGAUGAGGUUCUUCCACCCAGGUCUCAGGUCCGAACACUGGGAUUGUCUCAAGGCUGCCGCUGGAACAUGUUUCAGGCAUCUAUGAUGUUUGAAGAUGUGGCUGUGUAUCUUACCCGAGAAGAGUGGAGCCACCUUGGUCCUGCUCAGAGAAACCUUUACAGGGAUGUGAUGCUGGAGAAUUAUGGGAAUGUGGUCUCUCUGGGAUUUCCAGUAUCCAAACCAAAUGUGAUCUCCCAGCUAGAAAGAGGGGAAGAGCCAUGGAUCCUAGACUUUCAGGAAGCUGAAGGGAGAGAAGUGCUGAGAGGUGACUGUUCAGAUUGUGAAUCAAGGAUUGAGGAAAAUGAGCUGUCUCCAAAGCAGGAAAUUUCUAAAGAGGUGGAACCACAAUGGACAAUAUUGGAAAGACUCACAGGGAAUGUUUCCCAAGGAUCCAAAUGGGGAGAAGUCUGUGAAUAUGAAGGAAGACCAAAGGAAAAUUGGGGAUCUUCUGUAAAGAGGAAACUCCUUUCUCAUGAGAGAGGUUUCAGGACAGUUCCAGCGAUCCACCAGUUAUCUCCAAUAGGAAUGAGAGUUCUCUGGCAUGGCAACUGUAGUUCAGAGCUUGCUGAUACCAGUAGUUUAAAGCCUCCUUUUCCCAGUACCUAUGGUUCAGAGCUCUCAGAAGUUCAGACCUUUACAGAACUAGUGUUUUCACCUUGUAGCCUCUGGCAGUCACUUAUUCCUUAA
This is a messenger RNA of Antechinus flavipes (yellow-footed antechinus), 785 nucleotides long. Its product is annotated as zinc finger protein 620-like. NCBI's taxonomy places the organism in Eukaryota, Metazoa, Chordata, Mammalia, Dasyuromorphia, Dasyuridae. The record is from RefSeq and is a predicted model, not a curated record. Gene Ontology annotation, biological process: regulation of DNA-templated transcription. Bases 54 to 785 code for a protein of 243 amino acids. The transcript has 2 exons.